This is a messenger RNA of Anopheles moucheti, 6980 nucleotides long. RefSeq lists its product as uncharacterized. Gene Ontology annotation, cellular component: nucleus. The coding region runs from base 66 to 4967 and encodes 1633 amino acids. The transcript has 7 exons. Lineage: Eukaryota; Metazoa; Arthropoda; Insecta; Diptera; Culicidae. The record is from RefSeq and is a predicted model, not a curated record.
UUGAGUGAAAAUGUGCUAAUAAAGUGAUAUUCUUGCGCAAAAACGGCGUUUCGGUGUGGACCAGCAUGAAGCCGUGCUGCGACAAGAGUAAGACGAUGGCGGACAGUGCAGUGAAUGUGCAGAAAGCGGAUGAUAAAUAUUGUACGCAUCAGCAGCAGCAUCAGCGAACAAGUGCAGCGGUGCCCACCAGCAGUGGUGACGGGGGAUCAAGCAAUAAUAAUAACACGAACAACAAUAGUAGCAACAGGAGCGGCAGCGACUGCCUGGCGCAUUCUGCAAAAACACAUCCGACCGUUUCGUCCACUGCGGUGGCGAGUGUGAAAUCGGGCGCGGAUUCUUCCACCAACGCUACGGUGAAUUUUACCACCACAACAGCAUCAUUAGCACCGUCAUCAACAAGCGCAGUGGCAGUUGUUGCUGCUGUUGCUACUGCUACCGCCACGGCGGGAACGGGGAAGAUGGUUGUUGAAAAUGAGCAGGCUCCCAAAAAUCACGUAGACCACACGACAGUGAAAAUGAGUGCUAAAAAUAAUGAAAAAAGUUCAACGCCGGUUAAGGACGCCCAACAGGGCAGUGUACGGAGUUCCGAUAAUGGUUUAACUAAAAGUCACAAAAAGAAAAAGAGUAAAGAAAAAGAUCGCGAACGAGAUCGGGAUCGGGAUCGUGACAAGGAUUCAGAUAGAGAUCGAGACCGUGCUAAAGAUCGCGACAAGGAACGGGAUCGUGAUAAAGAUCGUAAACGACGCCGUUCGGAGGAUGACACUUCCAGCAUGGGGAAUGGUAAGCGUGGCAUCAAGGAUGGCAGCUGUACCAGCAAUACUAUGCCAGGUUCGCGCUCGGAAUCGGUUGUAAGCACCAUCGAACCUUCGGCUGAGCCAACAGUUUCUUCCUCUACCUUUGCCGGAACAGCGUUGAUACAGAACAAAGAAAACCACCAUCAACAGCAGCUGGCUGGCUUUGCGGCCGCACACCAAACGAUCAAGCGGGAACUAUCGAUCGAGACGGCUUCCUCGAUCGCCGUGCCGAAUGCGGCGUCCGCCACUGCACUGCUACUGGAGCACAGCGCUGCGGCCAUCGUGUCACCUGUUGCGGCAGCAGCCGCCGCUGCAGCCGCUUCCAUUUCAGGCACCCCGAUAUCCCCCGUCAAUUUGCUGCUCAACUUGGAGCGCAGCAAAAACGAACUUGCGAGCGUGAAAAAGCAGGACGUUUUCAUUAAAAAAGUGUACCUGCCCGCGAAGAACAAGCUAACAAAGCCGGAAAAAACACGCGACGAUGUUACGAGAGCGUUAAACUUUGGCAGCGAAGGUGCGCCAGAUGCGGUGGACAGCGUACCGGUGUCAAGUGGAGUGACGGUACCGACAGAAGCGACCACAUCGAUACCGACGGUCAAUGGCAACGGUGGUAGCAUCGGUUCGCCUGGCCAUGCCGUUAGUAAUAACACGAGUAGCCUCAUAUGCGUUGCAAACAGCAUUGCAACCAACCUCAGCAACAACAGUACAACUGCAUCCAGCAACUUAAUAGCAACUAGCAAUAAGUCAAAUUCAAACAUAUUAAUCAUGCUUGAGUCACCGAAAAACGUGGAAGAAAAGGUAGACAUUAAGAAGGAACCGAUGAAUCAUCACAUCCAUCAGACGGAAACCGUUUCUUCGUUGACGGAUAGCGCACCAGUCAAUGGAGGAACGGUGAAGGAGCAGAAAGACAAACUUUUAAACGGUAUAGCUGAUAGUGUGAUGCAGAAGGAAAAUUCUGUCGUUAUAAAGAAAGAGGAACCAGUCGGUGUAAAUCCAACGACGGAAACACCCGUAAAAAGCGUCCAUUCGAUAUCGGACAGCACAAAACCAGACGGUCCGGGAAGUGUGCACAAGCUUGGCAACAGUUCUUCUUCGGCACACAAAAGUGCCAGCGGUAGCCGGGAAUGCUCACGUUGUUACAAACGAUCGAAAAUUAAGCGCGCCAACAUAGGCAUCCAGUGUCGACGAGGUGCAACGUCCGGGAUAGCAUCGCAAUCGCUAGAUGGUGGCUUUGGCAAUGAAUCGACGGCAAGAAUCGGGUCAAUUAAUCGCAAUGCAAACUGUCACCUUCGUUCGAAGCACCUCGACGGUUUGAAGUAUGGUCGGUUCAUGCGUAUCGAGGUACAUCCCAACGGUGGCGCAUCGGUGGUGCAUAUGUACCAGGAUGAAAUAAGCGUUCUUUCCGACACGGAGAUGGAAGAAUUGGUGCAAGAAUUUUUCCAAGUCGUGUUUGCCGAAGAUGACGACGGCUUCGCAGACCAUGUGAUGGGAAUUGUACAUGAUGCGGCCGCCUAUUUGCCCGAUCUGCUGGAACAUAUGGCAGAGAACUACGCUAACCUUACUGUUAAGUCGGGUGUGCUGGGGCGUAACUCGGACAUUGAAACAUGCACAAUGACUCAGUACAACGAACAGGUGGUUAAAAAUUACUCCCAUGGUACCGUACGUUAUGGACCAUUGCAUCAAAUCAGUUUGGUAGGGAAGGUACACGAGGAAGUCGGUGGAUAUUUUCCUGAUCUUCUUAAACGCCUGGAAGAUAAUCCAUUCCUGAACAAGGCAAUGCCAUGGGGUGAUCUAUCUAUCGUGCAGAUGGAUCCACGUUUGUCGAACGAUGGACCAAUAUUAUGGAUACGGCCAGGCGAGCAGCUUGUUCCUACGGCAGAAAUUAAUAAAACUCCAUUAAAGAGACAGAGGACACGUAUAAACGAGCUGCGUAACUUGCAAUACCUGCCGCGGUUGUCGGAAGCUCGUGAAACAAUGAUCGAAGAUCGCACCAAAGCCCAUGCCGAUCAUGUCGGGCAUGGUCACGAUCGUAUGACAACUGCCGCUGUUGGUGUAUUAAAAGCGGUCCGAUGUGGCAUACCAGAUGACUUAAAUCGCAUAACAAAGGACGUUGUUGCUUUCGAUGCGCACUGUUUCCCUCAUCUCGUGGAAAAGCUACAACUCGAUCUGCACGAACCACCAAUAUCACAGUGCGUUCAGUGGGUCGAAGAUGCCAAAUUGAAUCAGCUGCGCCGGGAAGGUAUCCGCUAUUCCCGGAUCUCACUGUACGAUAACGAUAUCUACUUUUUACCCCGCAACAUUAUACAUCAGUUCCGCACGGUAACGGCGGUCACGAGUAUCGCUUGGCAUUUGCGCCUGAAACAGUACUACCCGGACCAGGACGUGGUGCAAGAGAUUGCCAACGGGUAUGAGGUGGAUCCGCCACACUACAAAGAGAAGCAAACUAUUCUACCUCAUCCUGUGUCCGUGGAUGAGAAAAAGCAUACGCCCGUGAAGCGUAUGCACGAUGGGAAACCAAAGAAGGUAGAACUUAAAAAGGAACCACUGCCCACAAUCCCGCAUCCAUUGUCGGCCGGUGCAACCGUACAGAACAGUACGGAAAAGCCAUCCAAAAUGGAAGACGCGGUGGACAGCUGUGCGUUGAAGGAAGCGAAGAUCGACAUGAGGAAGCUGAUUCGCGACGAUAAGUCAAGUGAUUCGCUUCGAACACCAAGCAAAUCGGGAAGUAGUUCGUUAACUUCCGGCAAGGGUUCUGAGAAGAAAAUGAGCAACAGUAAGAGCAGUGCUAGCAACAGUCGUUCGAGUUCUCCAUUGCCCUCACACAAGAACAAAACCGAUGAUGGCAAAGGCGGCAAACAUUAUUCGAGCAGCGAUCGAAAUCGAGACAGAGACCGUGAACGUGAUCGCAAUCGUGAUCGGGAUAAGCGAGACCGGGAGAAGAAGGAGCAGCGAUGCAGAGACAAGGAACGCGAUCGUGAUCGUGACAGAACCCGUGAUCGGGAGCGGGAUCGCGACAGAGAGCCAGAUCGGGAGAAGGAACGCAGACAUCACAAACAUCAUUGCAGUUCAUCCUCAUCGUCCAGCCGCAAGUCAUCGACGUCGUCGUCAUCGCACAAGUCUCGCCACGAAAAGCCAGGCACUGGCGAUGGUAACAUCCAUGGCAGCAAAUCAUCGUCUCAUUCGACACCAUCAUCGCACAGCAGUAGUGCAAGUAGUAGUCGGCGUGAGUCCACCUCAAGUACGACUCGUGAGAAGGAGCAACUGGUAGGUCCACUAUCAAUGGUGCCACCGAUAUCCACAGAAGUAGAGAUCGAGGCGACUGCAAACUCUCUCAGCGUAACGUUCGAUCCAUGUCCUGUCGAUGCGCUUUCCAAACUUGCCCCCGUUAAUGAGCUGCACACGAAUGGGGCUUCUGGAGAGGGUCGAGCAAAGUGUGAACAAGUACCGAUCGUGAAGAAGGAUGAUGGUAUGAGUAAGUUGGAAGAUCAUCAUGCGCCACGAAACGAUAGUUGCCCAAACAACGCUGAGACUGUGAUAGCUUCAAGCGAGGCAAAGAAAACAAUGGUAUCGCCAAAGGAGCCCAACCCGGUCCCACAGUCCGACGAUGGUAACGUUACACCAAAGGCCGAGAAACGAAAGCUAGAAUUGGAAACGCAAACGAAUGGUGACUACAACAUUGCAGAUACUCAGCGGGCAGCCUCGGUGUUACAGCGGAUAGCAGCGCCCGAGAAUGCUACGGCGACUCCAAAGCCUCCGAUGCAUCCGCAAGUGCAACCGCCAUUGCCGAUCUCAUCGCCUCCCUUAGUCCCGCCGCCACCGCCCCCACAAGAGCACCGUGAAUUGCAUACGCCAACGGCAACACGGGAGCAAAGUUCUCCUUCCUCUACAGUUGAAGCGAGGAAAAGUAUUCAACCGACCGAUGCUAGCCAUCCGAGCAAUAGCAGCAGUAGUAGCCAUAGUUCUUCUAGCACCAGGUGUAAUAGUAGUAGUAGUGGUAAUAGUAGCAGCAGUAGCAAUAGAGAAGCCACUAGUGAUAGCACCAAAAGCGGCAAUACCUGUAUCACUGAUCGAAAUAUCGAUGCUACGGCGCACGGCAAAAAACAAUCCAAUGAUUUAUUGAGCACGAUCAUGGCUAGCAUGGAAGGAACGACGAACCGAAGUGCUACCAACUUUUAAUCGUCUCCAAGCAAUCUCUUUGUCUGGGAGCAUUGUAUAAAAAUCGUUUUGUGUAUGCCUUAGCUUAUCUGCAAGGCUUGAAAUGUGAUGAUGUAUGGGAAAGUGAUCGUCAUUCCUCUAAAUUAUCCUAAAUUAAUGAGAAUGGUUCUGGUUGAUGGCAACAGUUUUUUGUUCACUCAAUUCGUAUUCCCACUUUUGGGUCUUUUAAAAUUUGUUUCGUGUUUGUGCAAUAGCUCGUUUACAGGACGCUACUACUAUCCUAUUUUCAGUUUGGUUCUAUUUUGAUCUCUUUUAAGAUGUACUAUAUAUGUUUUAUGUGAUCAAUAUGCAGCCUUUCGCGUACCGAAACAUGCUCGGUAAUGCAGUGGUUUACGAGAUUUACUCACUAAUGUUUGUUGAACAAAUCUCUAAACCCGCAGCAUAAGGCUUUAUUAUUUAUCAAAUGGAGAUAAAAACCACACUUGUUUAGGCUCUAUUAUUUUAAUAUCAACUUAAAAAUGAUGUGUAUAGCAGUUUUAUGUUAAUGUUAUUCUCCGCCAAGCAGAAAACAGAAGCUUAAUCAAGUAGUUAGUGAUUUAUGCUGCUUUAGUUUAGUCUGCAACGGUCGUUAGCAGGGAGGAAACGAUGUUUUGAGCAAUGCACAUACAAAACAUAUACUGUACAUGAGAUGAAGAUGUGACUUUUACAGCUGCUAAUCUCCAUGUUAGGGUUACAGAAGUUUGCUACUGGGAAUGCGCAAUUAAAAGAAUAGAAGGGUUCUUUUAUAACAAAGUGGAAAAAGCGGUAACGUGAAACGCACGGAAGCAGACAGCAUUGAUCAAUCGCGAUACGUCUCCCAAUUAUUUCAGACCGUGUUUAAUGUUAUAAUUUAUAUAAUUUAUAUUUUUUAGUUUACAUGCUUAAGUUCGACCCUCCUGCUCCGUUUUAAUUACUUUGACGGUAUAUUUAACGAUCAGUAAUGCUAGCAUAGAUUCGUUUUUUUUUCUUCCGGCAGUUUAAUCUUAAGUCGUGAAUUGUGUAACCUUGUGGGUGGAAAACAUUGCGUACGAAUAUUUUGAUACUUGUGUAGCAAAAUGUGUAUUGAUUGUGCUAUUGAACUGGGGGGAUCUAUUGAAUGAUCUUUUUAAUAUAAAAUUGUUGAAUACUUCGGCAUAUGAUUAUGGAAUGCACUGUCUGAGGGGGGAAUAUGUUGCGCUCCCUGGCUGGCUGACGGUUGGAAUUGGUUUUAGACUCGUACAAUAGAUUGUAUUGUUAACACAAACACACCCCGCAAAUAUUGAAUAUACAUCCUAUCUGAUUAUUUAUGACUUAUUAUUGUCUUUUUGUUUAGUUGCUUUAGUGCCAAGAACUUAAACUUUCGAUGAUGAUGAUGAUCUGUCGCCGAAUCAAAGCUUUUGGAGCAAAUGUAAAACGCUAGUACUAUUCGAAUUAAUCACAGGAAAGUGUACAGUUCGAUGGUGUGUAAAAACAACCUAUUUCCAAAAGCAGAAAUAAUGCUUAAGAUCAGGAAAUUGAAAAUAAGGUAGAUGAAACAAAACAGUUAAUUGUGUCACAUUUAUGAACGGGAGACAGCGUGAGAAAAAAGAAUAUUAAUUUGAAUAAAUCGUACCUGGUAGUUUGUACUGUAAAGAUAAAAUGCAAUUAAAAAUGGUAAGCCGCUUGCUAAAAAGUGUUUAGAGCAUAGGAACAAAGAAUAUACGUUUGCAUAUAGCUCGGUCAGUUAUACUUCUAGAUCAUCAGAACUUGCAAACUUCGGUUAUUAAUUGCGUAAGCGCCAGAACACUAUGUUGAUGAAACGGCGAAGCACUUAUAUUAUGUAUGAACAAACAAUAUAGUAGUGAAACAAACACUUCAAUAGUAGAAUGAGUUUGAUGAAAAUUCACGCUUCACGUGUCAUGCUGUUUUAGACUUUAUCUGCAAAAAGAAAAGGGUGAUUACCCAAAUCACCUGCGCGGGGUGUAAUCAAAAAGCAAAUGAAAUUUACCACUUAUCCAAUAAGAAAAGCAAAUGAAC